GCUGUGGGUUCCGGGCUCGGUGCUGCGGGUUCCAGGUUCCGGGCUGCGGGCUCGGUGCCGAGGGUUCCGGGCUGCGGGCAGGAGAACUUCACAGCUUCUAGGGUGAAGAAUUGUGAGGUAGAGGAAAGGACGUUGACUUCCUAGGACCGAGCCAGUGUACACGGCAGCUGGAUGAAGGAGGUCAGAUCUGGCUGUAGGUCUGCAGAGGCGAUCUGACCACCUGGAACUGGAGCUGGUCCAGAGACCGUUUCUGUGGCGAACAUGUUGGAGGAAGACGUGGAAGUAGCCAUUAAGAUGGUGGUCGUAGGGAAUGGGGCCGUCGGAAAGUCCAGCAUGAUCCAGCGAUACUGCAAAGGCAUUUUCACAAAAGACUACAAGAAGACCAUUGGGGUCGACUUUUUGGAGCGACAGAUUCAAGUUAACGAUGAGGAUGUCAGGCUAAUGUUAUGGGACACCGCAGGCCAGGAGGAAUUUGAUGCGAUCACGAAGGCGUACUAUCGAGGAGCUCAGGCUUGCGUGCUUGUAUUCUCCACCACAGACAGGGAAUCGUUUGAGGCCAUUUCCAGCUGGAGAGAAAAAGUAGUAGCAGAAGUUGGAGAUAUACCAACUGUGCUUGUACAAAACAAGAUUGAUCUGCUGGACGAUUCUUGUAUCAAAAAUGAGGAAGCCGAGGCCCUGGCCAAAAGGCUGAAGUUAAGGUUCUACAGGACGUCUGUGAAGGAGGACCUGAAUGUGAACGAAGUUUUUAAGUAUUUGGCUGAGAAACAUCUACAGAAACUCAAACAACAAAUAACAGAAGAACCAGAGCAGACACAGUCAAGCAGUAACAAAAUCGGUGUCUUUAAUACGCCCGUCGGAAGUCACUUGGGUCAGAAUUCAAGUACCCUCAACGGUGGAGACAUCAUCAAUCUUAGACCUAACAAACAAAGGACCAAGAAAACCAGAAAUCCUUUUAGCAGCUGUAGUAUACCCUAAAUUGUUUCGGGGAGGAGAAGAGCAGAAUUGCAUUCGCAGUUCACUGAGAACCGCCCCCGCGUCGUCGGGUGUGGUGAGUUAGCGUCUUAGGGGACCUUGCACCUCGCUCUGAAGGCUGACAUUGUAAUGAUGCCUGCAGCGCUUGUCGGAAUGUAGCUCCAGACCUCUGCUGGAGGAUGACCGCCUUGCGGACUCGUUCUAGUUUUUCCCGUUAGACGAAGCACCUCCUGUUUUUGAAGGGACACCAUAGGACAUGUCGAAAACAGGUCUGCUGAAUUUUAAAUGCUGAGAACAAAAUGAAACGGCUAAAUAUAUCGGUACCAGUUUUACCCUUAUGGACCAAGGAGAGAUAGCAAGCGUUCUUUGUUGGGAAUGUUCAUUCUGAAUGCUUAAGGAGAGGACUGAAGGAAGACCUCGGACCGACUGGUCAGCCUGCACUAGUGUGUGCUGUCACGGCACUUGUGGGGCGUCUGUGAGGUGUAGACUGUGGGCGUGUGCAUGCAGACACCCGGCUCCAGCAAGCGGAGAUCUGUGCGCCAGUGAAGGGUUUGUAGAUUCUAAGUAAUCCGCUCAUACAACCAUUUAUACAUUGUGUACCUUUCUGGUCUCACACGAGAACUCCGAGACAUAUUUUAUAAAACAAAUUUGAACUUAAAUGUGCCAUGUGCCAAAACAGCCCCCUGAUUUUUACAGUGCUUUACUACUGGAAUUUGUAUCCGUGGCGUCUUUUAAAGGCAGUUUCCUCUCCCACCGUGUAGGGGAGGGGAACGUAAACAUCUGAGUGCCAGGGCCUCUCCCCUGUGAAGUCUCUCCGAAGCCUCUGUAGGCUGGCUCCUGCUGCCACAAGCUUAGCCUCCUCCCCAGGUCCACAGGGCUCUGAACUUUGAAGAUGGAGGGAACCAUUUUUUCAGAAUAUACAAAGGAUAGUCUUUGGUCCUGACCCAGGUUAUGGAUUUUCCGAAGCCUUGCAACUCUAAAGCGUUCUUGUGUUUACAAACCUUGUAUAGCGUUUUAAGAUUAUUGCUUAAACUUUUCUGUGGCCUUUGGUUUACAUGGCACCUUAUCAAGAGCGGUUAGUCCCGAAAUGUCUGUGAAGAAAUGACCCAGUAUGUCAGUGAUGGUUGCAGACCUGCAAGUCGGGACACCAGCCUGCCAAAGAGAGAUGAUUUCAUGAGUUCUCUUAGAAACUGAUUUUUUUUUUAUCGGUGGUUAUGUUUUUAAAGUUAUAAACUCCUUUCCACAUUACUGGUUUUCAUGGGAUUUCAAAAUACAUAAAAAUGAUUUUUCUUGGAAAAUGUGCUAUAAAGCCGUUUCUAUUAUUUUUACUAAAAUAUAUAAAUGUUU
Peromyscus leucopus (white-footed mouse) is the source of this 2319-nucleotide messenger RNA. RefSeq names its product RAB23, member RAS oncogene family (gene Rab23). The coding region runs from base 262 to 975 and encodes 237 amino acids. Gene Ontology annotation, molecular function: GTP binding; GTPase activity. The record is from RefSeq and is a predicted model, not a curated record. The transcript has 8 exons. NCBI's taxonomy places the organism in Eukaryota, Metazoa, Chordata, Mammalia, Rodentia, Cricetidae.